Molecule: messenger RNA, 4391 nt
Organism: Capsicum annuum
Lineage: Eukaryota; Viridiplantae; Streptophyta; Magnoliopsida; Solanales; Solanaceae
Product: probable disease resistance protein RXW24L
Exons: 8
Coding region: 1778-2680 (300 amino acids)
Biological process (GO): defense response to other organism
Source: RefSeq, a predicted model, not a curated record
GAGAGUAUGAUUAAUGGCAGACAAGUGAGGCCAUUGCUUUAUGCUUUUUCUUUAUAGACUUUAUUGGAAAUACUAUGCAUCAUUUUCUCCCUAACAUUCAAUGAUUUGUUCUCUCUCUCCCUUCUAAUUUUCAGCUUUUCAUUUUUCAAAUUAAUAGUUUUUAGGAGAGUACACAAAAACAUAGAGGAACAAAGCAACUAUAUCAGAAUUUUCAUCAAGUGAUAAGGAGAGUACCCAAACUUAUAGAGGAACAAAGCAACUAUAUCAGAAUUUUCAUCAAGUGAUAAGAUACGAGAAUUUCGCUAGUGAAACUUGAAAGACACUUACAGUCAUGGAAAAACAAGGAGAAAUAGAGACAGAGAAAGCAAACAAUUUUGAGAAGAUAAAGCUUAUUCCAAUUGGACUGGAGGUCAUGCAAAUAUGUUAUACAAAUUUGAAAGCUUCAAUUUCAGCAGAAGUUGGAUGCUUCAUUAAGAAUCUUCUGGAAAUCUCUCCAGACAUUCUUAGAGAGUAUCUGAUUCAUCUACAAGAGCACAUGGUAAAUGCUAUUACCGCUAGGGGCUAGAAACAUUCAUGUCAUGAUAGAGUUCCUUUUAAUUAUUCUUACUGAUAUGCCCAAGGACCUUAUUCAUCAUGACAAAUUAUUUGAUCUUUUGGCACGUGUUCGAGCACUUAUCAAGGAGGAAUCAACUCUCGUUCUUGACUUGGAAGAAAAAUCAAGGAAUAAAGAGAGUACCGAUAAAACAAGUCGUGCAACUCUAGACUUGCUGAAAAAUAUUGAACUCCUCAAGGAAGAUCUCAGAUAUGUUUAUCUGAAAGCCCCGGACUCAUAUCAAUGUUGUUUCCCCAUGAAUGAUGGACCGCUCUUCAUGCAUCUUUUACUCAUCCACUUGAAUGGUUUGCUAGCGUCCAAUUCUUAUUCAAUUGCUUUGAUAAAGGAAGAAAUUACACUGGUGAAAGAAGCCCUUGAAUUCAUAAGAUCGUUCUUCGUGAAUGUUGAGCAAGAACUGUAUAAAAAUCUCUGGGCACGUGUUUUAGAUGUGGCAUAUGAGGCAAAAGAUGCCAUUGAUUCAAUUAUUGGUCGAGAUAAUGGUCUCUUACAUCUUAUUUUCUCACUUCCCAAAGAUCAGGCGUAUCAAAGAAGAUGUAUCCCAACUGCUGGAGAAGAUCCCCAAGAACAAGAGCCUCAUUGUUGUAAACAUUCCCAAGAAUCCAGUAGAAAGAAAGUCAAUGACAGCUGGUAAAAUAAUUUUAGGUUUUGAGGAGACAAACUGGUUAAUUACUAAGCUCACCAGUGGACCGAAAGAUCUUGAUGUCAUUUCAAUCACUGGGAUGCCGGGUUCAGGCAAAACUACUUUGGCGUACAAAGUACACAAUGAUGACUUAGUAUGUUGUCAUUUUGACCUUCGUGCAUGGUGCACAGUUGACCAAGAAUAUGACGAGAAGAAGUUGCUGGUGAAACUUUUCAAUCAAGUUAUUGGCUCGGAUUUUAAGUCCAGUGAGGAUAUUGAUGUUGCCGAUAAGCUGAGGAAACAAUUGUAUGGAAAGAGGCAUCUAAUUCUGUUAGAUGACGUGUGGGAUAUUAAUACAUGGGAUGAUCUAACAAGACCUUUCCCUGGAGCUGAGAAAGGAAGUAGAAUUAUUUUGACGACUCAAUAAAAGGAAGUGGCUUUUCAUGGAAAGGGCAACACUGAUCCUCUUAACCUUCAAUUGCUAAGACCAGAAGAAAGUUGGGAGUUAUUAGAGAAACGGUCAUUUGGAGAAGAGAGUUGCCCCGAUGAACUAUUGGCAGUUGGAAAAGAAAUAUCGCAAAAUUGUAAGGGACUUCCUCUGGUGGCUGAUCUGGUUGCUGGAGUCAUUGCAGGGAGGGAAAAGACAGGCUGUGUGGCUUGAAGUUCGAAAUAAUUUGAAUUCCUUUAUUUUGAACAGUGAAAAUGUGAUGAAGGUUAUACAAUUAAGUUAUGACCAUUUACCUCAUCAACUGAAGCCAUGUUUUCUCUACCUUGCAAGUUAUCAGAGAGACACAGAAAUCGACACACAUUGGUUGAAAAUGUAUUGGCGUUCUGAAGGGAUUGUUGAACAGACAGAGAUGAUGAGUUUGGAAGAAGUGAUAGAAAUUUAUUUGGAUAAAUUAAUUUCCAGUAGCUUGGUAAUUGCUUUCAAUGAGAUAGGUAAUUACCCGACUUGCCAACUACAUGAUCUUGUACAUGACUUUUGUUUGAUAAAAGCAAGAGAGGAAAAGUUGUUUGGAGAGAUAAGUUCAAGUGAUGCACCUUCCUCUUCAGAUUUGAUGCCACGAACUGUAAAAAUUGUGUAUAAUAAGGAGCAGUUUGAGCUUUACAAUUUCAUCCCGUUUGGUUCAAAAAUGAAAAGGCAUUCUUGUAAGAGCCUCUGUUCUUUGGAGAUAACCGGAGACGAGAUGGAAGAUCGUCUUUCUGAUUCAUGUCACCUAAGAGACUUGAGGCUUCUUAGAGUGUUGUCCCUGAAUCCCUCUUUUAUGAUGGUGAAAGAUUAUUUUCUGAAUAAAAUAUGCAUGUUGAAUCAUUUGAGGUUCUUAAGAAUUGGGACAAAAGUUAAAUCUCUGCCUUCAUCUUUCUCAAAUCUCUGGAAUUUAGAAACCCUCUUGGUUGAUAACGAGUUAUCAACCGUGGUACUAUUACCGAGAAUUUGGAUCUUGUAAAGUUGCGAGUGCUGUGCACUCAUUCUUGUUCUUUCUUUGAUUUGGACAUAGAUGAACCAAUACUGAUUGUAGAGGAUUUAAAGUUAGAGAACUUGAGAAUAUUACAGACCCUCGUGCUUUCCUAUUCGAAAGAAAUAGAGGAUAUUUUCAUAAGGUUCCCCAAUCUUCAAAGGCUUGUAUUUGAUAUCAAGGAAUCAUGGGAUUAUUCACCAGAGCUAUAUUGGUUUCCAAACUUGGAUUUCCUUCAUGAACUAGAAACCCUCGAAGUAGUGUUUGAAAGUUCAAUCACAAAUGACAAUGGGCCCUCUGCAGCGGCAAAUUGGUCAUGGGAUUUUCACUUGCCUUCCAAUUUGAAAAUAUUGUCGUGGUUGAACUUUCCUCUGACAUACGAUUCACUAUCAAUAAUAGCGAGACUUCCCAACCUUGAACACUUGUUCCUUACGAGAACAAUCAUCAAGGGGGGAGAAUGGAACAUGAGAGAGGAAGACACCUUGGAGAAUCUCAAAUUUUUGAUGUUGGAUAAUGUAACCCUUGCUAAGUGGGAGUUCGGAGAGGAAUCCUUUCCAGUGCUUGAGAAAUCACAACUGUGGGGAUGUCAUAUGCUUGAGGAGAUUCCGCCUAAUUUUGGGGAUAUUGGUUCAUUGAAAAUUAUUCAACUUGUAGAGAGCCCUCAACUUGAAGAUUCUGCUCUGGAGAUUAAGGAAUAUGUUGAGGAUAUUAUGGGACGGGAUCUUGAGGUCCUUGGCCCGAAUAAUAUCCCAUUAUUUAAGUAGCUUGAAGAAUUAUGUGGGGGAAUUCUUGAGCACCACCAUAACAGAACCCGUCCCUGAUUCCCCAAGCUCUUCCGACAUGCUCAGUUCACACCUCCUAGUUGGCGUGCCGCUGCUAUGCCUAGCACUGGGAGUUUUCUGCUACCGAAUGCCAGCGACUUCAAAUGUAAUAAUGUUACCGAGGAAGUCCAAUGCAAUAAGAAGUGGGAUACUCGUAGUGCAAAGAGUUUGAAUUGUGAUGUAAUGUGGUGAAUUUACUCCACCAAGAAUCAGCCACCGAUAAGCAUUUGGAGGUGCGAGACUGCUGUUUCUAAUGAUCAAGAUGUUGAUUCAACAUUUGGCCUCAUGUGCAACAAUUGCACUAGGUAAAUGGCUAGUACCUCCUUCAUCGGUAUAUUGCAAGUUGAAUAUCUCCGACAGGCGCAACAUGGCCAUCGGCAUCCUCCACUGAUGAGCACGCGUCUCCUGUUCCUUUGUCAAGAAUACUCAAGGUGGCACCUUUAAGUCCAUUAAAUAUAGGAUUGAUGAGCUUGACGAAGAGAAGUCUGUUAUCUAGCUGCUACUCAAUUAGAAAUGAAGCAACUUUUACUCAGAUACACAUCAUGGAAACUAUCACAUUAGCGAGAUUGCAUCACAAUGUCUAAUGCAGCAAGGUUCGGAUGGAGAUGAAGAAUCUAUUGCUCGGAGUUAUUCAAAUGUGGUUUAGAGCAGCGUGGAUAUAUCGCCCUAGCAUCUGCUUAAAUCAUCCAAGAGGAAUCUGAUAUCCGUUUUAUGUCGAAUAAUACGUGGAGGAAUUCUCGAUAUACCAGUAAAAGCAAUUACGUGCAUGAAUGAACUUUGGAAAGGAUAAUUUUCGUUUUGAAUUUUGAACAUUAAUGUUGUACACUGAAGUGCAUGAAUAAAUUUUUGAAGGGAAUAACACAUAUAAGUGACUUUUCUAA